CUCAAACGAUAUGAGUGAGAGUGAGUGAGUGAGUGAGAGUGAGACGAUUACAUAAUCUUGAAAAAAAAUGUAUGGAAAAUUUUCAGCUCAGUGUUGGAAAAAUUUUGAUAUAGAGGAGGUAAGAUCAAAGUGAAGAACUAGGUGUAUCAUCAUAAGAAUUAGACUUAUAUAGGCAAAUAUGGUCAAUAAACAAGGUAACAAGAAAUAUCAAGCACCAACAGCCACUUCAAUUAAUGUUGAAUCAAGUGUGUUAUUAUCAUUAAUUAGACAUACUUCUGAAAAUUAUCCAUCACUCUUUUCUGGAACUUUAUUAGGAUUUGAAGAUGAUGAAGGUUCAAUCGAUAUAACUCAUGUAUACCCAUUCCCAUACCCUGAUCAAUAUGAAGGAGGAUCAUUUAAAUCAAGAAGUGGAGCUAAAUAUCAAGAUGAAAUCUUAGAAAGUUUAAAGAAAUUAGGUUAUGGAGUUGAAUUUCAAGGUUGGUUUCAAUCUACAGUAUCAGGUAACUUUGUUACAACUCAAUUAAUUGAAGGAUUAGCUCAACAACAAUUACUUAAUAAAAAUUCAUUCAUUAUAAUUCAUAAUUUAUCAUCUAUUAAUAAAGAAGUUGAAUUAAAAGCUUUAAGAUUAUCAGAAGGUUUUAUUGGAGCCUAUUUAGAUGGUAAAUGGAAAUCAAAAGAUUUAGAAUCAAACAAAAUUUCUUAUUUAAAUAUCUUUGAUGAAUUACCAAUUAAUAUUCAUAAUCAAAAUUUGAUUAAUUUAUAUUUAUCAAAUUUACAAGAUUCUACCACUACUGUAGCUAAUACCAAUGAAUUUGAAGUUGUUAAUUUAUCAUCAAAUCAAAAUGUUACUGCACAAUUAUUAGAAUCAUUAUAUAGUCAGGUUGAUUCAUAUAAUUAUGAUCAAAAUAAUUUCAAUUAUUAUCAAAGACAAAAUCAAAAGGAAGUUAGUAAAGUUACUCAAUGGAAACAACAAAGAAAAUUAGAAAACUUGGAAAGAGCUAAAAGAGGUGAAUCAGAAUUAGAUCCUGAAGAAUGGAAAUCUAUCUUUAGAUUCCCAAGUGAACCAUCUAGAUAUAAUAAUAUAUUACAUAGUCAUGCUAUUGAUGUAUUGGCCGAUGAUAUUUUAAAGAAAUGUGAAGAAGACUUAACCAAGAGUCUUGCUAUUGAAAGAAAGUUAAUUUCUGAAAAUUAGUUUUAGUUAUUCAAUUCCAUUUAAUUUGUAUAUGUAUUUUUAGCGGUCAUUUUAUGUAUAAUAAAAUUUAGUCAUUAUCAUCAUCAUUUCCAUUUAAACAUUUGUAGAAUAUUUCAAGAUCAAUUUUUAGAAUAUUAUUAAAUUUCGUAGAUUU
Messenger RNA from Scheffersomyces amazonensis, 1346 nucleotides. RefSeq lists its product as uncharacterized. Gene Ontology annotation, cellular component: cytosol; cytoplasm; eukaryotic translation initiation factor 3 complex. The record is from RefSeq and is a predicted model, not a curated record. Gene Ontology annotation, molecular function: translation initiation factor activity; protein binding; metallopeptidase activity. The transcript has 2 exons. Bases 179 to 1192 code for a protein of 337 amino acids. NCBI's taxonomy places the organism in Eukaryota, Fungi, Ascomycota, Pichiomycetes, Serinales, Debaryomycetaceae.